Molecule: messenger RNA, 186 nt
Organism: Clunio marinus
Lineage: Eukaryota; Metazoa; Arthropoda; Insecta; Diptera; Chironomidae
Source: the annotation of a GenBank genome assembly
AUGGGUAGAACGAACUGUUCUCAGCAAGUUUCAAACUUGCCCGUGAUGAGUUUUUAUUUUCUUCUCGACACUUAUCUCCAAAAUGGAAAUAGUGCGAGAAGUAAACUCGUACCACACCCGACUGAUGUUCCCAUGAUGAUGGAAACUUCAGUUAACCUGCGAAAAUUCAAGGUGGUCAUUUGUUAA